UGAGAGUUUGAGAGCAUGAGUUCUUCCAUGGCCUUUCAAUUAGGAGCUUCUUCCUCCUUUUCAUGUCCUUCCAUCCAUUCAUGGAAUCAUGAUGUAUUCUUGAGUUUUAAAGGUAAAGAUGUUCGCCACAACUUUAUUUCUCAUCUAAAUCGUGCUUUGCGUCAAAGUGGAAUCAAGACUUACAUGGAUGGCGUCGACCUUGAAAGAGGAGAACAAAUUUCGUCAGAACUUUUCAAAGCUAUUGAAGAGUCACAAAUUUUGAUCGUUGUAUUAUCUAAAAACUAUGCAGAAUUUAGAUGGUGCUUAGACGAGCUAUUGAAGAUUCUUGAAUGUAAGAAAAUAAAGAAACAAAUUGUUCUACCAAUAUUCUAUAAGGUAAAACCGUCUGAAGUACGAGAACAAAAAGGAAGAUUUGGAGAAGCAUUCAUUAAACUUGGAAAGAAAAUCAAGGAUGCCAAAAAGUCGCUGCUGGAAUCCUGGAAGGAAGCUUUAGAAGAAGUAGUCAAUUUGUCUGGAUUGGAAUAUUUAGCUAUCGAGUAAGCUUUGCCUGUUAUAUGUUUGUGUGCGCAUAUAUAUGAUGCCAUUGAGAUAUUUAUUAUGGGGCAA
Messenger RNA from Carya illinoinensis, 606 nucleotides. RefSeq names its product TMV resistance protein N-like. NCBI's taxonomy places the organism in Eukaryota, Viridiplantae, Streptophyta, Magnoliopsida, Fagales, Juglandaceae. Gene Ontology annotation, biological process: signal transduction. The record is from RefSeq and is a predicted model, not a curated record. The transcript has a single exon. The coding region runs from base 16 to 540 and encodes 174 amino acids.